CAAGAAUCUGACCUCAAGGCAGCGGCUAAGGAAAAGUGGAUGCCGGUUUGUAAAACGACAAUGGCCGAUGCGCUGCUGGCAACCAAUGGGAUCGUAUCGAUCAGACAAGCCGGAAAGUUACGGUAUAUGGACAACACCGAAGCUGAACAAGAGCGUGGAAUUACAAUGAAGUCAAGCGUAGUUGAAUCUUAUCUCAUUAAUUUAGUGGACUCACCCGGACAUGUGGACUUCAGCUCGGAAGUUUCCACUGCCGUCCGUCUAUGUGAUGGAGCCAUUGUCGUCGUCGAUGUCGUAGAAGGGGUCUGCCCACAGACCCGCACUGUGUUACGUCAAGCCUGGAAUGAGCGGCUCACCCUGGUUCUGGUUCUUAAUAAGAUCGACAGAUUGGUUCUUGAGUUAAAGCUCACUCCACUGCAAGCAUAUGAAGUGUUAUGCCGAACCAUUGAACAAGUCAACUCAGUACUUGCGGAAAUGUUUACCGCUGAUGUUGUUCGACAAAGAGACGCUUGGCAAUCUGCUGAUGUUUUACAGGUGAAUUUCUCGAAACCUAAUAUGCCGCUUAUGCACUGCCUGCUAUAUGUUACAUUCUUUUUUGUGAUGAACAGCAGACGGGGUAAACCCCAUAGUCACGAAGACCUGCUGUUCAGUAGUAGAAACUGGCAACCUAAGCCCCUGGGCUCUGCUCGGUUAGGCGUGGUAUUGAACCGGAUGACAGCAGAGUUGCCUACCACCAAAGUCGUGUGGCGAUGGCGGGGCUGGAACGUCAGACCAUAG
Messenger RNA from Echinostoma caproni, 774 nucleotides. The record is from the annotation of a GenBank genome assembly. Lineage: Eukaryota; Metazoa; Platyhelminthes; Trematoda; Plagiorchiida; Echinostomatidae.